Ilyonectria robusta is the source of this 1282-nucleotide messenger RNA. RefSeq lists its product as uncharacterized. Lineage: Eukaryota; Fungi; Ascomycota; Sordariomycetes; Hypocreales; Nectriaceae. The transcript is spliced from 4 exons. The record is from RefSeq and is a predicted model, not a curated record. Gene Ontology annotation, molecular function: nucleotide binding. Bases 31 to 1170 code for a protein of 379 amino acids.
AUUCUCGUCGCCGCCAAACUGCUCAACAUCAUGGCCCCUAUCAAGGUCGGUAUCGUGGGCUACGGCUUUGCCGCCAAGAAUUUCCACCUACCAUUCAUUCGUGCCAUUCCCGACUACGAGGUUGCCGCAAUUCUCCAAAGGGCAGAGGCGCCGUCAGAUCCCGCGUCCGCACCAAAAGGCUCUCACUGCACUGUUGACUUCCCUGGCAUUAAACACUACAGGACGGCCGAGGACUUCUUUGCCGACGCCGACAUAGGCUUUGUAGUCGUCGCUACCCACACUGACACCCAUGCCUCCUUCGCGGAGCAGGCGUUGAAGGCCGGCAAGCAUGUCAUUGUUGAUAAGCCGUUCGCCAACUCAUCCGAGGAGGCGGACAAGGUGAUCGAACUUGCCCAGCAGAAAGGGCUGAUUGUCACCUGCUUCCAAAACAGAAGAUAUGAUGGUGAUUUCAAGACAGUAAGGGAACUCUUCGAGAAGAAUGCCUUCGGCGAGAUCACCGAGGCCGAGAUUCACUACGAUUUUGACAGAGCUCCAUGGCUGCACUAUUUGACCGCGAAAAAGUACACACCCGGAUCCGGGCUUACUUUUGGCCUAGGAACACACAGCAUCGACCAAGCUUACGUGCUGUUCGGGCGCCCCGUAUCAGUCACAGCUUUCUAUCGGGUCCAGCGUGGCCUGGAGAGCGAGGUAGAGGACUCAUUCACUCUCGUACUGCAGUAUGAUGGCCCACAGAAGAACCUGCUAGUGACGAUCAAGACGUCCGUCGUGUCGCCCAUGGCGCAGCAGCUCAAGUUCUGGGUGCGGGGCACCAAGGGGUCUUACAUCAAGUAUCAAAAUCGGAGCACAUGUCCUCAGGAGGAGCAAAUUGCCGAGGGCGUGCAACCUCUCGAUCCUGCUUUCGGUGCCGAGCCGGAGGAGCUCCGUGGCACUCUCACGACCUAUGACGAGUUCGACAGCAGCAUACAGACCUUUGACGAUAAGUCGCAGAGAUACGUUGGCAAGUAUCCAACAAUUAGGGGACGAUGGAUGGGAAUCUACGAGGCUGUUGCCGAUGCCAUCAAUGGGAAAGCCGAAUUGGCUGUUAAGGCAACCGAGUCGCGGGAUGUGCUGAGGAUUAUUGAGCUUGCUCGAGAGUCUCACGAAAAGGGCAUCACUGUGGGGUGGAAAUAGGUUAUCGGUGCAUGAUAUUGAACAGAGAGGUCACAAUAGGAACAUAAGAUAGGCCAUAGAUUCACUUGAAUUGUGGCACAGUCUAGUAAUAAUAGGGCGAGUCUAUGUCCCC